Molecule: messenger RNA, 2213 nt
Organism: Tauraco erythrolophus (red-crested turaco)
Lineage: Eukaryota; Metazoa; Chordata; Aves; Musophagiformes; Musophagidae
Source: RefSeq, a predicted model, not a curated record
GUUGGAUCUGGGUUAUCUCGUCUGGGAACUGCAGCAACCAUCAAAGGAGACACUGACACUGCCAAGACCUCUGACGAUAUCAGUUUAAGUCUUGGCCAGAGUUCUAGCCUAUGUAAAGAAGGGAGUGAAGAACAAGAUUUGACAACUGAUCGGAAGCUUUUUCGUCUGGUGUCGAAUGACUCGUUUGUCUCCAUCCAACCUUCGUUAUCCUCUGGACAGGAUUUGCCAAGAGACAACAGUGACAAAGUGUGCCUCUUGAACAACCAGCUUGUGGACCAGUCUAAAACCAGUGCAUGUGACACAGAAGUAGCUUCACUUGUAACUCUGCAUUCUCACUCCUAUAGGAAGGAUCAUAGACCACGAGGUGUACCAAGGACUUCUAGCUCUGCUGUUGCUUUUCCAGAUGCUUCACUAAAUGACUUCCCUCUCUAUCAGCAAAGACGAGGACUAGAUCCCGUCAGUGAGUUAGAAGCUUCCAAGCCUCCUUCUGGAUCCAGAGAGUCCUUGGCUGAGAACUCUUGCAUUUCAGGAGUUUUUCAAUUAGAUGACAUUCUGAAAAGUAGCAGCCCUCGACCAUUGGCUAAGAGUGGGAAGAACAAAUCCUUGAAAGCAGACAAAAGUGUGGACAGUCUGAGAAGCCUGAGUACUAGAAGCAGUGGUUCAACAGAAAGCUACUGCAGUGGGACUGAUCGUGACACUAACAGUACCAUCAGUAGCUAUAAAAGUGAACAUACUAGCUCAACGCAUAUAGAAAGUGUGUUGUCAGAGCACGAGGAAGAGUCUCCUAGAGAAGAGAAAAAGGAUGGUAAGAAAAAGGACUGCGGUGUUGACUCAGAGGAUGACAGUAGUUCUACUACUGACAAAAGGACUAGUAGCGAAAGGACUGCUGUGGAAGUGAGCACUAACAAUGGUGUUCAAGAGGUAAAGGGUUCUAAUGCAUCUGAUGAGAUGCACGGUCAGAAAGGUCUUGGUGCCUCUGCUUCAGAAGAGGCCAAUAAAAACCCACAUGCCAAUGAAUUGACUACACAAGCUGACAGGCCACCUGGGAAGGCUGCUGAACAGAGAGAUGAGCAAAGUGAGAAACUAGUCGUGUUAGUAGAUUCGAGAGCUUCUAAAGAAACAAGUGGAAAACAAAAAGAAGGAGAUGUUCGACCAAAAUCUUCUAGUUUAAUACACCGAACAGCCUCUACCCACAAGUCCAGCCGGAGAAGGACAGGAAAAAAGCGGGCUAGUAGUUUUGAUUCAAGUCGGCACAGGGAAUAUGUUUCUUUCCGAGGUGUAUCUGGUACUAAACCUCACAGUGCUGUGUUUUGUCAUGAUGAGGACUCCAGUGAUCAAAGUGACUUGAGCAGGACAUCAAGUAUGCAGUCAGCUCACCAAUUCAGCAGUGAUAGCUCUUCCAGCACCACCUCCCAUUCAUGCCAGUCUCCUGAGGGAAAAUACAGUGCUCUAAAGACCAAAUACGUUUCUAAAGAACGUGGGGGCACAGACUCUGAAAAUGCUCACAAAACCCAUGUAAGCUCUGAAGGAAUAAGCAAAAAGCGAUCUACACGUCGGACUUCUAGCACAAACAGUGCCAAGAAUCGUGCCAGAGUAUUAAGCCUGGACAGUGGUACUGUAGCUUGUUUAAAUGAUCCAAAUAGUUUAAUGGCACCAGGUAACAUAAAACAGUUAACUACUUCAAAAUCUGAUUUGGAAGCCAAAGAAGGAGAGGUGCUAGAUGAGCUAUCUCUGUUGGGAAGGGCUUCACACUUAGAGUCAGUCACUCGUUCUAGGAAUAGCUUACCAAGCCAGGCUACGUUUCCUGAAGGGGAAGAGCACGAAUCAGCAAGUGGAGCAGCACAAGCCAGCGAGGAGACUGUCACAUUUCGUCGUGAACGCAGCACAUUUAGGCGUCAGGCAGUACGACGCCGGCACAAUGCAGGGAGUAACCCUACCCCUCCUACAUUGCUCAUCGGAUCACCCCUCAGCCUUCAAGAUGGUCAGCAAGGCCAGCAGCCCUCCUCCCAGGGCAGAGCGCAGUCCCGCCCCCCUGCCCAGGCCGCUGUGCCCGGCGCUAGUGCCUCCUUCCUGGUGAGAAACGGCAGUGUCCACUUAGAAGCAUCACAUGCCACUGCAUCUGCUGUAGGCGGUAGCAGUUUGCACGAUGAACUUGGUAUGCAGGCCUUAUGUAACCUUGGUGACAUGGAAGUUUUAAUACGACAGAUAUGUCG